AUGUCUGCACGGGCAUUGGAAGCUUCCGGGGCCGGAGGGGCCACAGAGCGAGGCACAAAAAGCAUAUCAAAAGACAGCUCCCGCGUCGUUUCUGCACAGCUGCGAAGCUUCACGCAGCAGCUACCUCUAGUUGCUGGGCUCGCUCCGCUUUCCGCCAGCCGCAUCUCCGCGCCCCUCAUUCACCCUCACCCUCACCCUUCCCAUUUUCUCGACAAGAUCCGGAUCGCCACCUCCCAAGGACUCCUUCGGACAGUCCAAACAAUCCUGCUGGCCCUCGGCUUCGCGACUCAUCCCCUGCCCACCAUCCUCCCUGACACGCACAGCCUGGCCUUGUUUGUGCGUGCCGCGCUGUUCGCAGAGACCGCACAGUGCGCUCAAGGCCCAUUGCCCGCCUCCACACAGCCCCACGAAGCGCUUCGGGCCCGACCCUGGGGGAACCAAGAUCGGCUUCCUGGGCGAACAGGUGUUAAUAACAAUGAGAGCAACCCCGGCCCGAGGACCACUGUACGGUACGAUUCCAUUACAUCGCCUCGAGGCCUUGUCCCUCCUCCACCGCCUCCACAGUCCACCCAACCCGCGUCGUUGUCCAAUCUUCGCCGGCUGUCACUUGCCUCUCACGUCGGUCGAGCGCGCUUCCACCUCAUACGCCCGCGGCCGGCAUACCGAGAAAGUGGGAAGAACGGAGGCGAAAACUCUAAAAGCAGCAGCGAGCCUUGUGGCCUGUCUCACUGCAUCACCAGUACCAGUGACAGCGCAUUGGGUUUCUCUCGGAACACUCCGACUGCGCCAGCAACAGCCCUCUCGGCCACUCCCUUUUAUUUCAAUUUUUUCCAAGUUGCCCGUGCGGCAAUACAGUGCUGCACUGCAGGUACCUACCUACCUACUCGUGCCGGGGCCAUCCAUCAUCACGACCAGCUCCCGAUCCCCAUUUGCGCUUACCUACCUUAG
Messenger RNA from Purpureocillium lilacinum, 948 nucleotides. The record is from RefSeq and is a predicted model, not a curated record. Lineage: Eukaryota; Fungi; Ascomycota; Sordariomycetes; Hypocreales; Ophiocordycipitaceae.